GUUGUAAGAAAAUGGCAGACAAGCCAGACAUUGGGGAAAUCGCCAGCUUCGAUAACGCCAAGCUGAAGAAGACCGAGACGCAGGAGAAGAACACCCUGCCGACCAAAGAGACCAUUGAACAGGAAAAGAGGAGUGAAAUUUCCUAAAAGCCCAGACUGGAGGAUUACCCCACCCCACC
Molecule: messenger RNA, 178 nt
Organism: Arvicola amphibius (Eurasian water vole)
Lineage: Eukaryota; Metazoa; Chordata; Mammalia; Rodentia; Cricetidae
Product: thymosin beta-10-like
Exons: 1
Coding region: 12-146 (44 amino acids)
Biological process (GO): regulation of cell migration; actin filament organization
Cellular component (GO): cytoplasm
Molecular function (GO): actin monomer binding
Source: RefSeq, a predicted model, not a curated record